Cuscuta campestris is the source of this 1249-nucleotide messenger RNA. The record is from the annotation of a GenBank genome assembly. NCBI's taxonomy places the organism in Eukaryota, Viridiplantae, Streptophyta, Magnoliopsida, Solanales, Convolvulaceae.
GUUUGCUCAUCUUUUCUUUUUCAACAAGUGGUAUCGGAGCCAUUCAUUUGUGAGAGAUCACAUAUUAUAGCUGUGUGAGAAUUCUUGUUGUCAACAAAAUAAUAGACCUACAAGUUGUCAACGGUAUGAAGAAGCUCAACAAUAACAAUUAUAAUAUGUGGUCAACGUGCAUGAUGUCUUACAUGCAAGGGCAAGACCUGUGGGAGAUAGUCAACGGCAAUGUGGUGGUUCAACCCAUUGAGGAUGCAAAUGGAUCCUUACGGAAGUGGAAGAUCAAGGCAGGAAAAGCAUUGUUUGCCUUGAAAACAACAGAUGAAGAAGAGAUCCUUGAGCACAUCAGAGAUGCUGGAACACCAAACGAAGCUUGGGCCGCACUAGCCAGGUUAUUUUCAAAGAAGAAUAAUUCCAAGCUCCAACUUUUGGAGAGUGAGUUGCUCUCUAUUUCACAACGUGAAAUGACGGUUGCACAGUUUUUUCACAAGGUGAAAACACUGUGUCGGGAGAUUUCUGAGUUAGAUCCAGAAGCCGCCAUCAAAGAUGCCAGGAUAAGACGCAUCAUCAUCCAUGGUCUCAAACCUGAAUAUAGAGGUUUUGUUGCUGCUAUACAAGGAUGGCCAGAACAACCAUCACUUAUUGAAUUUGAAAAUUUGUUAGCUGAUCAAGAGGUGUUAGCUAAACAGAUGGGAGGAGUCUCGCUAAAGAAAGAAGAAGAGGCACUCUACGUUAACAGAGGAAGACAUAAUUCAAAGCAGCAUACUGGUGGAUCUAAGAAAAGUGAUGAAGAGACGAGGGACCGUCAAAAUGAAAGGAAAAGUCGUGGAGGUGGAGCUUGGAAAAAUCAAAAACAAGGAAGAAAGUUUGAAGGAAUGUGUUUUAAUUGCAACAAAAAGGGACACAUGGCAAAAGACUGUUGGUCAAAGAAGAAGACUGUAGAAGGCAAUACCGCCACUUCUACAGUAGAUACCGCCACUUCUACAGUAGAGGAAGAGUGGGAUGCUGAGGCAUUCUUUGCUGCCGAUGAAGCUGAGGUCGCAUUGUCUGCCACAACAAGUCAGAUUGACUAUGGAAUUAAAAGCACGUUGACCGAGGCGGCACGGUCAAUCCAAAAGUGUACACCGGAGGAGGAGUGCAUAUUGGUGUCGGCUUAGAAUGACGUCUCCGAGCAUCCUAUCAUUGGUAAAAAUCCAUUGCCUCUGGUUCGGGAGGGUUGCCUCUGUUUCCGCUUCUUUCCGCGAUGAAAUCAGUCGGG